AGACUAUCGUUAUCGAUAGUUAAAUUUUUGGGCUUAUACACGAAUAAGAUUUGCAAUUUUAUUAAAGAAUUGUGAAUAAUACGAACUAAAUGGGACGCAGUAAAUUUGUUGCUCCGGCGAAGGAGGUGAUGAAUCAUAACGAAUUUAUAAAUCGGAUUCGUAAAAGCCUCUACUAUGGCGUGGAAACUUCGGACACAGAGAUGGUGGUAUCUUUGCCUCUGGCGGAGUACGCAGCGGAGAUGUUUUCCGAACCCCACCGAGGUCAUUCCUUGCAUCGUUUGAGCUGGGUUGCUGCUGCUAAAGUUCAAGCCACGCCUUGCUCCCUAAUUAUGGCACUGAUAUACCUAGACCGCUUAAACCACGUUGACCCAGGGUUUGGCUGCCGAAUCACACCACAGGAGCUGUUUGUUGUGUCAUUGAUGGUUUCCACAAAGUUCUAUGCCGGCCAUGAUGAACGAUUUUAUUUAGAAGACUGGGCCAAUGAAGGUAACGUGUCGGAAGACAGACUCAAGGAAAUGGAGCUUCAGUUUCUUUCCGCUAUGGAUUGGAAUAUUUACAUAUCAAAUGAACACUUUUUUGAUAAAUUAGCUAGUGUUGAACAAACGCUGGCUGAACGGCAGGGAUUAAGGAGGGGAUGGCUCACUUACAGUGAGCUGGCGCAGCUGUUACCAAGUUUUGUUUGGACUAAGUUUUUGGUAAAUAGUGUAACCGUACUGGCUUUCAGUUAUGCAGCUAGUGUGAUAACCUUGGCGGGAGCUUUUUUUGUGGCGAGCCAAGUUCCGGGCACUCUUUGGAAUUCCCAACUAUAUAAUGGCAGAGAGGUACAGCCAAGCACGAUGAACAAUAAGACUACAGUAUCCGCACCAAAUACAACACAAGCUAUUACUUGUGAGAGUGGUGAAUUAUCUGCAUCGCCUUUAAACGAAAGCUGCGCUGUUUCAAGCAUUGAGCCGAACUUUCAACAGCAGUACUGUGACGAGGCCAGAACUAACAAAUCGGAGUGUUUGCGACGCUUUGUCAAAACCGUACCUAGUUUAUCACUAAUUGGAAAUAGCUCGAAACGCGAUUUCCUUUUUUCCCAAGAUGACACGCGGAACUGGCUUAACAUUAAAUCACAGUACAGUGACUACCAAACCAACCAAAAUUACUGGAUAACUCUUCAUAACACACGACUGGAAAGCUACUGGAUGCAAGGACGUAAUCGUUCUGUUCUUUGGCAAUUGAUUGAUUCAAUGCAGCAGUCGUUUUUCUUGUAAUGGCCUGAAGUGUGGCAAAAGUUAAUAUAAGCAAUUUUAAACCAUCCAAAGUUUUUGUUUAUGACAAGUUUCUAUUAAAGCACUAAGAUCAGCAACCUAAAA
Messenger RNA from Drosophila ficusphila, 1358 nucleotides. Its product is annotated as protein CNPPD1. Lineage: Eukaryota; Metazoa; Arthropoda; Insecta; Diptera; Drosophilidae. Gene Ontology annotation, molecular function: protein kinase binding; cyclin-dependent protein serine/threonine kinase regulator activity. Gene Ontology annotation, cellular component: cyclin-dependent protein kinase holoenzyme complex; nucleus. Gene Ontology annotation, biological process: regulation of cyclin-dependent protein serine/threonine kinase activity. Bases 90 to 1256 code for a protein of 388 amino acids. The transcript is spliced from 4 exons. The record is from RefSeq and is a predicted model, not a curated record.